This is a messenger RNA of Argiope bruennichi, 4162 nucleotides long. RefSeq names its product fasciclin-2-like. The record is from RefSeq and is a predicted model, not a curated record. NCBI's taxonomy places the organism in Eukaryota, Metazoa, Arthropoda, Arachnida, Araneae, Araneidae. The coding region runs from base 228 to 2804 and encodes 858 amino acids. The transcript is spliced from 18 exons. Gene Ontology annotation, cellular component: membrane. Gene Ontology annotation, biological process: cell-cell adhesion. Gene Ontology annotation, molecular function: protein binding.
CCUCGAGUAGAGAUUCUCAGUUGGUGGAUUGGUGAGACCUGUGAAAGCUGUGAGCGGGCAAAUACGAACCCAGAAAGCGCAAUAGCGGACCGUGUUUAUCCGAAGGGACUACUGCAUUGACAUUUUUUGGUUUGUUGCGCGUGGGCGGUGUUCUAUGCAAAACGAAUUCCUAGUCUACUCCGAUAUCUAUUUUUUAAAGACGCUUCUAUAAUUUUGUUUUCCACAUCAUGGCAUCGUUACUCAAGAGGAUGGAUUUUCUUCUUCUCAUUCUUACAGCUUGCCAGAUUUUCUUGGCGAAAUGCGAGGAACCGAGACUCGUCAUCUCUCCGCCCCAGAGCAACUUGUACGCCCCUGCCGGAAAACCGUUCGGCCUGAUGUGCAAGGGAGAAGCGCAGGACGCAGAAGACGGGGCUUUCACAAACAUGGAGUGGAUAAAUCCCAGGGGUGAAAUUAUACCAGAAGGAACUCCGGGGGUGAAAGAAUAUGGCCUGGAUAGCCUCAAGUUGUCUUUCGUCAAUCCUAAAGCAGAUGACAGCGGGUCCUACAAAUGCACUGCGCUGUAUGGCAAUACCAAAACUUUGGAAGUAAACACGAACUUAACUUUUUAUGAUGACAUAAAAUUCGAGAAUUGUGAAGCCAUUCAGAACCUGAUCGUGGGGAAGAAGGGGUUCAUCAGCUGUCGACCUGUUGGAAAUCCUCAGCCGAGUAUCAAUUGGGAAAAGAACAAGCAGAGGGUACGAUCUGAGCGCGUGGCGGUCACUCCGGCCGGCAUAGAAAUCUCUUCCGUCACUAAAGAAGAUGAAGGACUCUACACCGUCGAAGCAUUCGUGCCGGCAACUGGUACCAAUAAAUACAAAAACAUCACCGUCAAUGUCCUGACUCCCCCAAGAAUAAUCGAGCUCCCUGAAGAAUUCGUAGCUAUCCAAGGGGAGGAGUACACCAUCACCUGCGGCGCAGAUGGUUCGGAGCCUCUCACCUACUCUUGGUUCGACCCUCAACUCCGUGACUUGAGCGCCGUGGAAGGAUUUAAGGUGCAAGCUGGUCUCCUGACCAUCUACCGUGUGGAAAGAAAUGCCGGAGGGGAGUACAAAUGUAAAGUAAGCAAUCCUGCUGGUGAAGACGAGGCCAUCUUUAGACUGGAAGUACAAGUGCGUCCGAAUAUCGUGCAAUUGGAGAAUCUAACCCGAGAGGAAAACAGCAUCGCCGAACUGGAAUGCAAAGCAGAGGGUGUUCCGAGGCCUGUGCUAUCGAUCAGGAAAGACAACUCAUUCCAGCCCCUGCAGGAUGGACAAGACGAGCGCAUUGUACUGGAAGAAGUAGAAGAGGGCGAAUUCAGCAUUCUUCGACUUCGUAUCUCGAGUCUGAAGCGAUCGGAUGAUGGCCUGUACUUCUGCAAGGCUUCCAACGCUGCGGGCGAUUCUGAGAAGGCCGGACACAUAGAAGUGCAGUUCAAGCCAGACAUGAAUUUGACACCAACCACAACGGUGAAGGCCUGGUCUGCUAAUCCAGCCAACUUGUCGUGCGUUGCUGAAGCAAAUCCAAACGCAACUUUAACCUGGAAAUUUCAGAACGAACUGAUUGAUCCAUCUGAUGAGAGAUACAAAAUUUAUGGCGGUGUUUCUUAUGGAAGCCUUCUGGUCCAUACUGAUAAGAAAACUCAAUUUGAGAUCUUCGGAAUGUAUACCUGCGAAGCUAAGAAUGCGAUCGGCGAUAACUCCAUCAACAUAUAUUUAGAAGAAGCAACUGAACCUGGCCAAGUUACUCAGAUCGUCUUUGACAAGGUCACCUCCACAACCAUAACUUUCCGCUUAAUGGGCCCUGGGAAUACAGGAGGCUUGCCUAUAACUCAUUAUAUUAUGAAGUAUAGAAAUGCAAACGACCCAGAGCAAAAUUCCGUGCUUGUUGAAUGGGCAAAAGACACUCCUUACAUUCUGAGUGACCUGAAGCCCAGAGCUAAGUACCACUUUAGCGUUGCUGCACGGAAUGUGGUUGGGGACGGUCCCUGGAAGAACGCCGAUUACAUCAUGCCCGAAGAGACGGUGCCCGAACCUCCGACCAUCAUCACGGAGCAGGAGACCAUCUCCAAUUUUCCAGACCGAUUUGAAGUGAGGUGGGAGGUGCCAAACGACAACGGAGAGCCCAUUACACAGUUUGAAGUGCGCUAUUUCAAGGUUGAGCGAGGAAUUAAUGGCUGGUCGCAAAAGGACAAGGCAAUUGAAAGAAUUAUUCGAAGCUGGGAAAGUAAUCCUUCGUACGAGUUGGUUGGACUUUAUCCAGAUACUUAUUACAAAAUUGAAAUCCGGGCUACUAACAAGAUUGGCAACAGUCUGCCGGAAUCGGUGGUUAUUAGGACAAGAGCAGGCGAAGUGAAUGAUGGUCAUACGAGCAUGCUGGACGAGCCCACAGUCUCCCUCCCCGUCAUCAUUGCGAUUGUUCUGGUCGCACUCUUUGUCGUGCUGGUCAUCCUGGACAUCACGUGUUUCUUCAGAUUCCACUGUGGACUCCUGUACCUGUUGAGAUAUCGCACUUGUGGGAGAUCGUCAGAGAAGAUGCAGGGAGUGGAGGAAGGCAGAGCUUGCGUUAAGGAGGUUUCCACUGCAAACAACGGAAAGAUUAAAUCAGAAUUAAGGUCACCAUCUUCUCCAGACCAACUACCGCCUCCUGACAAACUAUCCAAUUAUGAAGAAAAGCCCAAACAUGAAGUGGAUAACCUAGCAUUUGAUAAAGGCAACCAGCGCAAUGGUGAUGAUGCCAGACCAAAAUAUCCUUAUGAGGGCGCUCCCAUGCUACCAAUGAGAGGAUGAAUUAUUUCUAGACCUUGACUUUUGGGAACAGCAGGCCAGCAGACCUGAUCAUAGAUGAAAAUUUCAAAAACAAGUCCCCCAAAGGCUCAAAAACCAGCAUCGGCAAAAGCAGUCCCGUGUAGUGUGAAUCCAAGCUAUUAAAAUUUUCCCUCACUUUGAUCAUCAAAAUGAAAAUCUGGUGAAAUUAUUGCUGUUUCCAAAAACUCAACAUUACUACUUCAAACUCCUUUGAUUUAGUGUUGUAUUUACCAAUGUGAACGCGUUCAGCCGAACUGUCAGGUUGAAUGCCUUUACCUUUAUUUGCUUUGCAAACAGUAUUGCAACGGUAAUGGAAAGCAGAAAAAGGACUGCUUCUCAAACGACUCAGUAUUGUGCGAUCGGAUUAUUCAAUGUCACUUUUUCAUUUCCCCUAUGUGUGCAGCAGUUUUUGCCAUACCUCUUACCAAGCUUUACUCCAAUUCCGUGUGGACGGCAGCACUCGUGAAGGAACUGCACACUGAAAGGAGGAUUCAUGUCUUAAAGUGGAUUUUUAUUGAAAAAAAAAAUGGUCUUAGCUUUAUUUUGUCAUGUUUCAUACAUACCAAAUAGUUCCUUUCACAGCUUUUGAUGUAUUUUUCAUGCACUCUUUUUAAUUAUUAGUCUUCGAACUAGUUUUUUAAGUCAUUCCAUGUUUGUUAAGUUUCUGAAUUCCCACACUUUUUUUAAUCAAGUCUUUUUAAUCACUUUUGUACUAUAUAUAUAAAACUUGUGAAUUUGUAACAUUUAGUUCAUUGAUUGUAAUUUACAAAGAAAUAUUAUAUACAUACAUGAGUGAAUAUAUAAACAUAUAAUUUUCUAUGAAACUGUUCUAUGAAGGCUUCUAGGUAAAUUUGUAAUUACGAAAUGUUAGAUGUUUCUACAAUUUAGUGUUAUUAUAACUAAUGGGGGGUGGCAUCCUAUUUACAAAGUGAUCUCAAGGAUGCCAGGGGGUUCCGAGUAUUGAAUUGAAGUGAAAUGGUCUUUCUAGGAGCGAUCGCUACAAUUUACACCAUUUCUCCUGUCAUUUGUAAGCUUUGGAUACUUUACCGUACAUGCAAUAUAGCGAGCUUUGAAUUUUAAUUUAUUGAAUUGAUUUUAUAAUUUUAGAUGGUUUUUUAUUUUAGCUUUGUCAUGAGAUUCUUUCUUUUAAAUGAGAACCUAUAACAGCGUUCUAGAAAAUGCUAUUGCAAGAGUAAACCUGAUUUGUUUGUGAAAUUUAAAGCUCGUUGUAUACAAGAGUGAGUGAAUUUGAAUGUAAAAUUCUUUUAACUGCUUUUCGGCUUUCAGCUGUGAUGUGUGUGCAUGAAAGAAUGUCAAAAAUAAACGUUCUUAAAUCGUGA